Molecule: messenger RNA, 333 nt
Organism: Purpureocillium lilacinum
Lineage: Eukaryota; Fungi; Ascomycota; Sordariomycetes; Hypocreales; Ophiocordycipitaceae
Source: RefSeq, a predicted model, not a curated record
AUGUCCUCAAGCGACGGGUCGUUCCCCAUCAUCAUAUCUCUGACGGGAGACCGGAGAACCAACGAUGUGGCGCUAAUCGACGAAAACACCGAAUCUUUCGAGGAGCUCGCCGCUCUGCUUUACCAGAGUCUUCGCCCAAAGAUCCCCGAGUUCUACCUUGAGCAGGGCGAGAGGACCAUCACCAAGCUCUGGGCGCAGUGGAACCACAGCAACAACGACUUCCUUCCGCAGGAGACGCAGAUUGUUGAGGGCAAUGUCCGCGCCGUCCUGCGGCUUCUGGCCGUCCGUCGGGGUGUGGACUCGAUCCGAGUGUGGCUCAACGAGAUCGACUAA